This is a messenger RNA of Tupaia belangeri chinensis (Chinese tree shrew), 3163 nucleotides long. It is a transcript of the gene IKBKB, whose product is annotated as inhibitor of nuclear factor kappa B kinase subunit beta. Gene Ontology annotation, cellular component: cytoplasm; IkappaB kinase complex. NCBI's taxonomy places the organism in Eukaryota, Metazoa, Chordata, Mammalia, Scandentia, Tupaiidae. Gene Ontology annotation, biological process: peptidyl-serine phosphorylation; positive regulation of transcription by RNA polymerase II; tumor necrosis factor-mediated signaling pathway. The record is from RefSeq and is a predicted model, not a curated record. Bases 42 to 2333 code for a protein of 763 amino acids. Gene Ontology annotation, molecular function: IkappaB kinase activity; ATP binding; protein binding. The transcript has 21 exons.
CGCCCCGCCCGGAAUUGUUACAGAGUUAGCGCGGCCUCAGUAUGAGCUGGCCACCUUCCCUGCCCACCCAGACCUGCGGGGCCUGGGAAAUGAAAGAGCGACUGGGGACCGGGGGAUUCGGCAACGUCAUCCGGUGGCACAAUCAGGAAACAGGUGAGCAGAUCGCCAUCAAGCAAUGCCGGCAGGAACUCAGCCCGCGGAACCGGGAUCGGUGGUGCCUGGAGAUCCAGAUCAUGAGAAGGCUGGCACACCCCAACGUUGUGGCCGCCCGGGACGUCCCCGAGGGGAUGCAGAACUUGGCGCCCAACGACCUGCCGCUGCUGGCCAUGGAGUACUGCCAAGGAGGAGACCUCCGCAAGUACCUGAACCAGUUCGAGAACUGCUGCGGCCUGCGGGAAGGAGCCAUCCUCACCUUGCUGAGCGACAUCGCCUCUGCACUUAGAUACCUUCACGAGAACAGAAUCAUCCAUCGGGACCUCAAACCAGAAAACAUCGUCCUACAGCAAGGAGAGCAAAGAUUAAUUCACAAGAUUAUUGACCUCGGAUAUGCCAAGGAGCUGGACCAGGGCAGCCUUUGCACUUCCUUCGUGGGGACCCUGCAGUACCUGGCCCCAGAACUGCUGGAGCAGCAGAAGUACACGGUGACUGUGGACUACUGGAGCUUCGGCACCUUGGCCUUCGAGUGCAUCACGGGCUUCCGGCCUUUCCUCCCCAACUGGCAGCCUGUGCAAUGGCACUCGAAAGUCCGGCAGAAGAGCGAGAUGGACAUUGUCGUCAGCGAAGACCUGAACGGUGCCGUGAAGUUUUCCAGCUCCCUGCCCUACCCCCAUAACCUGAACAGCGUGCUGGCACAGCGGCUGGAGAAGUGGCUACAGCUGAUGCUCAUGUGGCACCCCCGGCAGCGGGGCACAGACCCCACAUAUGGCCCCAACGGCUGCUUCAAGGCCCUGGAUGACAUCUUGAACCUCAAGCUGGUUCAUAUCUUGAACAUGGUCACAGGCACCAUUCACACCUACCCCGUGACAGAGGAGGAGACCCUGCAGAGCUUGAAGGCCAGGAUCCAGCAGGACACGGGGAUCCCAGAGGAGGACCAGGAGCUGCUGCAGGAGGCAGGCCUGGCGCUGACCCCCCACAAGCCAGCCACUGAGUGCCUCUCCGACGGCAAGCUAAAUGAGGGCCGCUCACUGGACAUGGAUCUCGUUUUUCUCUUCGACAACAGUAAAAUCACCUAUGAGACGCAGAUCUCCCCGCGGCCCCAGCCUGAGAGUGUCAGCUGUGUCCUUCAAGAGCCCAAGAGGAAUCUGCCUUUCUUCCAGCUGAGGAAGGUGUGGGGCCAGGUCUGGCACAGCAUCCAGACCCUGAAGGAGGACUGUAACCGGCUGCAGCAGGGACAGCGGGCUGCCAUGAUGAAUCUCCUCCGGAAUAAUAGCUGCCUCUCCAAGAUGAAGAACUCCAUGGCUUCCAUGUCUCAGCAGCUCAAGGCCAAGUUGGAUUUCUUUAAAACCAGCAUCCAGAUCGACCUGGAGAAGUACAGUGAGCAGACUGAGUUUGGGAUCAGUGAGUCCUCAGAUAAGCUGCUGCUGGCCUGGAGGGAGAUGGAGCAGGCCGUGGAGCUCUGUGGGCGGCUCUUUCAUCAGGAGAACGAGGUGAAGCACCUGGUGGAGCGGAUGAUGGCGCUGCAGACAGACAUCGUGGACUUGCAGCGGAGCCCGAUGGGUCGGAAGCAGGGCGGGACGCUGGACGACCUGGAGGAGCAGGCCAGGGAGCUGUACAGGAGACUGAGGGAGAAGCCCAGAGACCAGCGAAUCGAUGGUGACAGUCAGGAAAUGGUGCGGCUGCUGCUUCAGGCCAUUCAGAGCUUUGAGAAGAAAGUGCGUGUGAUUUACACGCAGCUCAGUAAGACUGUGGUUUGCAAGCAGAAGGCGCUGGAGCUGUUGCCCAAGGUAGAGGAGGUGGUGAGUCUGAUGAACGAGGACGAGAAGACGGUUGUCCGGCUACAGGAGAAGCGGCAGAAGGAGCUCUGGAACCUCCUAAAGAUCGCUUGUAGCAAGGUCCGUGGUCCGGUCAGCGGAAGCCCUGACAGCGUGACUGCAUCCCGCCUCAGCCACUCUGGUCAGCUGAUGUCUCAGCCUCCCACGGCCUCCGACAGUUCAGCAGAGUCAGCCCAGAAAAGCGAAGAACUGGUGGCUGAAGCGCACACGCUCUGCACGCAGCUGGAAAACGCCAUGCAGGACACCGUGAGAGCACAGGACCAGAGCUUCAUGACUCUGGACUGGAGCUGGCUUCAGCAGACGGAGGAGGAGGAGCAGAACAGCCUGGAGCGGGCCUCCUGACCCCGGGCCUGGCCGUCUGAGCUGGGGCGUCCGGCCUGCGGCUUACCCACGGUGGCUCCUGCCCGUCUCCGACACCCACGCGGAGAUCGCACUUCCCCAGCAGCUGUGAUGUGCACCCAGGACUGAGGGUGUGGCCCUCUGUGGGCAGCGCCAGUGCCUGUGUAUACACUGGAAGUUCUUCAUUACAGAGGCCCAGUAAACCCUGGCGCAGGUCACGGUGUUCAGGGACGAAGUGACAACUGCUUCCUCUGCUGCGAAGAAAGCUCUUCAAGUACGACGUGCAGCGCAGGGCACCUGACAGCACCUGACUGGGUCCUUCAGGACAAAGCCUGGCCGGCUUGCAGAGUGCCAGCCUGUCCUCUCCUGACCCUGCCUGACCUCAGGCCUGGAGCAGCCUGUUCUGUGUCCCCUUUCAGCUAGCGUUUCAGCUGGAGCAUCCAACUUCUCUGAAGCAGGCGUUUCCAUCAUAAGUGUGGCCUGGCCCCAUCCUCUUUCUCUUUUCGUCCUACUGCUGCUACAAUGUUAUUCCCCUACUACCUUGGUUGGUGAGCUUUCCACAAGGUCUAGUGAAAGCUGAGGCUCCCCCAGCCCACCUCACUCUCGGCCACAGAGUGACUCGCUAAAGCCAGGAUGGGAGAGCAGCUGGCUUCUCUGGAUCCCAGAGAAUACCUGGGAGUCAGCUGUCACCUAGAAGACGGAGAGGAGAAAAGUCUGUCUGUCCCCCAGGCUGCUGUCUGUGCCCGCACCUCCGUCCCUGCUCAAACUCGGCGUGUGGUGGUGGCCUUUCACAUCAUCUGGCAGUAUUAUUAAAUCCAUUUAUUUUAAAAUAA